AUGAAUAGAAACAGGAGUCGCACUGAGCAGAAAUCACUGCUAGAGGGACAUACUUUCUCGGUACCUAGCAUUACAGGUAACCCAUUCACACCUGAGUUGGUCAGCGCUGUGCAUUCACUACCUAGUCUUCAAGCUAGCCUCGGGGAAAUAACGGAUUCACUCAGGACAAUCAGAAAUCUUACCGAGGAAAUAAGCGAGAUCAAGAAGGACUUGUGGGAACAAGAUGGGUUCGAUCACAGAAUCAAACAAAUCGCACAGCAACAAGCAGAUGGAGACGAUGAACUUCAGCAACUGAGACAAGAGAACAGGUCCCUAAAAGAAGAUGUCAACAUGCUAAAAUGCAUCGUGAUCAAUCUAGAGAGAACAGUAAUUAAAAAUCAAAAUGAUAUAAUCGAUCUCAAAUCGAGAUCUAUGAAACAAAAUAUUUUGAUUCAUAAUCUCCCUGAAGAAGAUGACGAGGAUCUUUUCGUCAAAAUCCCAGAACUUAUCAAGAGGCAUUUUAAAGUACAAACAUCUUUUGCAAAUAUUCACAGAAACGGUCCAAAAAUACAAGGAAAGGCAAGAACCAUCACGGGGAGACUCAACAAAUUUACGGAUAAGGACUUAGUGUUACAGGCUCAGAGGGAUAUCAAAAGUCAACGUGCAGAACAAGCAGAACAAGCAGAGGGAACGGACCAGAAUUCUUCCGAGCAACAAAAUUCAACCUUCUUCAUUACACCACAAACUCCAAUCGAAAUAUCAGAAAACAGAAAGAAACUAUUAGAGCUGAACAGUAAAUACUGGAAAGCUAACGUCAAGACACGCAUUAUCGGAGAAAAACUCGUAUUUCCGAAUGGAAGUGUACAUAGAGAUAAAGUACAAAAACCAAAAGCAGAACAAAUCCUUGGAAUGGAUCAAUCAGAAAGAGAAGCACUGAAGAAGAUCAAAGUGACUGAGCUGGAGACUAACGAAGGGGGAAACAUCUUCCGGGGGAUUGGGGGAACAACGGAAUGCUACAACCACGUGCGCGACAUGUACAAGAAAACAUUAUGUGAUAAAUCUCAUGCCAAAGCUGACCACAACAUUCUCGUAUACAGAUUUCAAGAUUCAAACGGACAGAUUCACGAGGGAUAUAACGAUGAUGGCGAGUUUGGCGCUGGACGCCGACUAGUAAAAAUGAUGCAGAACUUACAAAUCAAAAACAUGACAGUUGUCAUCUCGCGAUUUCAAGCAAAGCACAUCGGCGGUCGACGAUUUGAAAUCUUGGAAAAUCUGCUGGCUGACGUAGUUCUCAGACACACCAGUCAGUGA
Saccostrea cuccullata (small rock oyster) is the source of this 1290-nucleotide messenger RNA. Its product is annotated as myosin-J heavy chain-like. The transcript has a single exon. The record is from RefSeq and is a predicted model, not a curated record. NCBI's taxonomy places the organism in Eukaryota, Metazoa, Mollusca, Bivalvia, Ostreida, Ostreidae. Gene Ontology annotation, biological process: regulation of translational initiation. The coding region runs from base 1 to 1290 and encodes 429 amino acids. Gene Ontology annotation, cellular component: cytoplasm.